GCUGCACCUUAGCGCAAACGCGUCCGCAUACUCACGCAGAUCGAUAGUUUGCGUGCGGAGGCUUUCCGCGCCCUUAAGGAUUCGAUCUCCGAUCGACCGAAAAGGCCGCCCCUGCCUGGGCUGGCAUAGCAGCGCCUUGGUGAAUAAAUAAAUGCGGUGUGGUUAGUGUUUGCAAAACCCCGUGUGAAGUGAACCCUGGCGUGGUGAGUUGAAGCCCGGCAGAAACCAAAGGACAAGUCAGACACACGCCAGUGCGUAAGGGUGCGCUUCCGCUGUAUCGCUGGCACAAGAACAUGACCACACAGAUAUUCAACAUCGUCGUCGUUGGGGAUGGUGCGGUCGGCAAGACAUGCCUGCUGCACGCCUACACGGACAAGUCGUUCAAAAACUUCUACGAACCUACGAUAUACGAUAAGGAAUCAAUUGAAAUGAUACUCGAUGGGCAGAAGUACACCAUACAGCUGCACGAUACGGCCGGCCAGGAAGAGUAUGACAAAAUCAGGCAACAGUUCUACAAACGGGCACAUUGUUUUCUCCUUUGCUACAGUAUUGACAACAGAAUUUCAUUUGAAAAUGUGUCCACAAAAUGGAUGCCGGAGAUCAAAACGGACCCGCCCGUUCCAAUAGUACUGCUGGGUACGAAGCUGGACAAUCGGAAAGGCAAAACCAACGAGGUGUCGACGGGUGAAGGGGAAAGGUUAAGGCGCACAAUCAAUGCGAACUCGUUCGUGGAAUGUUCCGCAAAAGAUUACCGCAAUGUGGAGCUAGCCAUCGAGGAAAGUGUACGGGCCUGUCUGGCGGGCGUACCAGAACCGGAACCGGACGAUAAUUGGGCAUGCUUUCAGGGUUUUGAUUGUUUCGGGUGUAUGGCAUGACUAGAAUGUCUACCACCGUGCAUGGAGUGCUGCCUGUGGUGCGGUGAUGUGUGCCGCUCUUCGGAUUCAUGAGACUGAUUUGAUCCGAUGCCGUACCGAAUGUGACACGGUACCUUCAAAAAUGAAUUCCAGUGAACCAACGCGAACACGUUGGAUGUGAAAUUCAUACCUUCUUGCAUCAAUCGCAGUACUAUACAUCACGGAACUGGUAGCAUUGUUCCGAUACAAUAACUGUCUAUUCUAUCUCAUAUCUUCUUUUUGGUGAAGUCAUGCAUUUUGAGUUUACUAUUUAACCGGGACUAAAAAAUAAAACAUUGUAACUUUUGUGCAUUGUAUAUCUACGCUACAGCAAUGAGUCGAAAUUGCAUUCGUCUUAAAAUUAAUUAUGGAACAAAUGUUCUAUUGCAUGCAAAUAAAAUGAUCGGAUGUGUCCAUCUUUGUUACCAAAAACAAAAACCCCCUACUCUGAAUAAAGUUAACGACACAAAAGCAAUAGCAUA
This is a messenger RNA of Anopheles moucheti, 1375 nucleotides long. RefSeq names its product ras-like GTP-binding protein RhoL. Gene Ontology annotation, biological process: small GTPase-mediated signal transduction. The coding region runs from base 294 to 875 and encodes 193 amino acids. The transcript is spliced from 4 exons. NCBI's taxonomy places the organism in Eukaryota, Metazoa, Arthropoda, Insecta, Diptera, Culicidae. Gene Ontology annotation, molecular function: GTP binding; GTPase activity. The record is from RefSeq and is a predicted model, not a curated record.